CAAAUAAUCAUCAUGUUCAACAAACACCGACUAGUGUCAUUCGUAAGGAUACAAAUAAUAGUGUUUUAGAUAAACGAGAUUAUGAAGCAGAUACAUUUUCUAAGAGAGAUUCCGAAACUAUCGUGCAAAGUCUAUCAAACACACACCUAAGUUUAGACACUGAACAGGAAGCGGAAGCAUUUCUAUACAACGGCAAACAUAGUCAGCUAAGUAAAAGUAUGCCCUUUCCACCGAUAUCGGCCAAAGGUAAACCGUUAACGGCGAGAUCUGGCGUCCACUCAAUACACGACGACGCCGACAAUGACUCAGAUGAAACAGACGAAUCAUCUUUUGAAACGGGUGACGAUUAUGAAAAUCUACUUAGCCCAUCAAAAACAUGCACAAGCGAAAGACGAAAUGGCAAAAUAAAUUUAGAGCGGUCUUUCAAACAGAAGAUGCAUGCGCUUAAAUCACAGAACACUUCUUUAAUAAAGCAAGUGGAAGAUCUUGAAGGCGAAAAUGAUGAGCUGCGAACGAGGUUAAGUCGGGUUCAAGGUGACCUUCUAUCGGACAAUAACCCGCAUGUGUCGGACCUAACAGACAAAAAUAGGCCAACUAAAAUUGCCGAGAGAUUUUCCGAACUCUACAACAAUGAAUGGACAAACGCGUAUGAGAAACUGGUCGAUACUGGACAUAUGAAACCUCUAGAAACUGUCAAUAUUCUCUUACAAAUAUUACAGGGCGUGUAUUCAGUUUGCUAUGAAAAGUCUAAAUUAGAUCUCGACGUCGUGACAACGUCAAUUGCAAAGUUUACAGGUUGUGUAAAUUAUGAAAAUUUACCUCGAACGCUUCGCUCAUCGCUACAAGAGUACACAGCAUUCCGAAAGAGGAAUCAUCAAGCCUUCCUUCCAGAACUUCAAAAGGUUGCCGAAAGCGUUGUUGAAAUGUGGAUAUCUUAUCCCUCACAGAGGUCGCAAGAACUAUUAAGAGUAUUGCCACGUUGCUAUAGAGCUGUGCUGGCUUAUGUGCAUCCAACGCCCACCAGUUGUCAUGGUAACCGAAUGCAACGUUGGCGACCAUUUCGACAGAAACAUGUUUACAGAAUAUACGGUCGAGGGGACAUUGUAUGAGUACCUUGUGUGGCCACCUUUGCUGCUACACAAAGAUGGUGAAUUGCUGAGUAAGGGCGUGGCUCAA
Messenger RNA from Dreissena polymorpha, 1176 nucleotides. RefSeq lists its product as uncharacterized. Lineage: Eukaryota; Metazoa; Mollusca; Bivalvia; Myida; Dreissenidae. Bases 219 to 1109 code for a protein of 296 amino acids. The transcript is spliced from 8 exons. The record is from RefSeq and is a predicted model, not a curated record.